This is a messenger RNA of Durio zibethinus, 1072 nucleotides long. Its product is annotated as thylakoid lumenal 16.5 kDa protein, chloroplastic-like. Gene Ontology annotation, biological process: photosystem II repair. NCBI's taxonomy places the organism in Eukaryota, Viridiplantae, Streptophyta, Magnoliopsida, Malvales, Malvaceae. The record is from RefSeq and is a predicted model, not a curated record.
AGUGCCAGUACCUCUCACUUAUUCCACAAAUUUAUCAGAAAAACAAAGAUUUUUUUUUUUUUUUUAAAUGUCAACUGCUUUUCUCUCAACUGCUAACUCCCUCCUGUCCUCAACUCUGUCCCCUUCAACGUCUUCUUCAUAUUCUUCAUCAUCAUCAUCAUCAGUAUUAACACCAACAUUAGUUUACCUCAACAACCAAAAUGUCAAAAGAAGAGGAACCCUCUGCAAAGCAUUCAAUGAAUCACAGCACCCCUCUCCAGCUUUAACCAAAAGAGGCUUCUCCCUUUGCUUCAUCACCAGCUUAGUCUUGGCUGGUAAUGGUUGCUUCAAUGCCAAUGCAGCAAUUCUAGAGGCUGAUGAUGAUGAAGAACUUUUGGAGAAAGUCAAGAGAGAUAGAAAGAAGAGGCUUGAAAGACAAGGAGUAAUCAGUUCAUCAGCCCAGGAGAAAGGGUAUUUGCAGGAUCUGGUAUACAAGUUAAGCAAAAUAGGUCAAGCUAUAGAAAACAAUGAUCUGUCCGCAGCCAGUUCAGUUCUUGGGGGAAGCACCGAUACAGAUUGGGUCAAGAAUGCCAAUAUAGCCUUCAGCAAGCUGAGCUCUGGUCCUGAAGAAAAGACUCAGGUGGAGACGUUUAAUUCUUCAUUAACUUCGUUGAUCUCAUCAGUUACUAAAAAUGAUGUUGAAUCAUCCAAAGUAGCAUUUGUGGCGUCAGCAAGUGCAUUUGAGAAAUGGACAACCUUGACAGGGCUCUUUGGACAACUUAAAGGACUUUGAAGAAAAGGAUGAUGCUCACUUUGAUCCUUUUAGCUUCUAUUGAGAAGUACAUUUAAGAUUUAUUUUAUCCUCCUCUGGAGAAUUUUACUGGAAUCUUAUAUUACCUCUGUUUUUUUUUUUUUUUUUUUUUUCCUUUUUCACAAAAUUCAUCUGUCCAAAAGUUGAGAUUAACAGACUAUUUCGUUCGUAAAAGUUGUAAUACCUUGCACAGUUUAUUUGAGCUUCGGUUGUUAGUAUGAUUUCUCAGUAAGCACCAUAAAUUCUGAUGCAGUCUUUGAAGUAAACUGCAUAUCCUGUUUU